Molecule: messenger RNA, 2822 nt
Organism: Petromyzon marinus (sea lamprey)
Lineage: Eukaryota; Metazoa; Chordata; Hyperoartia; Petromyzontiformes; Petromyzontidae
Product: mitochondrial translation release factor 1 like
Biological process (GO): mitochondrial translational termination
Cellular component (GO): mitochondrion
Molecular function (GO): translation release factor activity
Source: RefSeq, a predicted model, not a curated record
CUUCCCCCUACAGUCUGUUGCAGGCUACACGGGGGACCUUUGUCUUUGUGUGCCACUAUACCGGCACUAUAUGCGGCGCAUUGCAACCGCGGGUGAAGCGUUGCCUUUACGCGGAAAUUUAGAACUUAGAAAAAAAAAUAAGAUCCUUUAAACCUUGUGGGGGGAAAUGUACAAAAGAAUCGGUGGCGAGGGGAGACGAUGAGGAGGAGGCUUUUGGAUAAUCCAAGUGUCGAUGUCAAAGCGUGGUAUUUUAUUGCUUUAAAGGUUUAUUAAUUGCUCUAUUUACAACGUAAAAUUGCAUGUGCGUUACACGGCGUGCGACACUGAGGCGCGGCACUUAUUGUAAUUGACAGUAAACAUAUCUAAAGCUGAACAAUACGCACGACAUUGACGGUAGGGUUAACAUUGCACGGUGCGAAACGCUUAAAACUAUUGCGGUGCAUACGCUGCACAACCGUAACAGCGCGAGCACGAAUAGUAUUGCAGUGUUGUUAUGGCGUGGUAACACAAUCCUAACUUCUUAAACACGACCGUGAUUCAGUUAUAACGGCAAAAAAACAAAAAUCUCGCAAGAAAAGCAGGCCUCGGACACCGAGGACGAUAGGCCGCAGCCCUUGCGCCUUUCCUGCUCAGCCUGCCGGCUUGGUUGCGCCCAACCCGGCCGCGUCAUGAGGCUGCAGGGGGGUCGCCUGCUGCUGCGGGCAGUGGGGACCUUGGGGACGCGGGGUUCCCUGAGACCACAGGGGUCUCGCUGCUGGGGUCGGCGUCUCUCGAUCCCCGCCGCCGCAGCAGCCUCGUCCAGGUUGUACAGCUCGGCGAGCUGGGCAGAGGCGGCCUUCCGGGACCCCAGGCUGCAGAGGUACCUGAAGAAGAUAGUGACCGAGCCUAGGGAGACGGGGGAUGAUGAGGUGGUGAUGGAGGGGAAGGAGGUUAAGGAGGUUGUGAUGAGCCCCGGGAAGAAAGCGACCGUGGCUGCCUACGUGAAGCAUCUGCAGGCGAAGCGGGAAGAGAUGCGGCACCUCGACUCCUUGCUACACGAUUGCGAUGAAGAGAUGAGAAAACUAGCUGAGGAAGAAAAUGAAAACUGUAAAGCAAAAAUUCACGAGUUGCAGGAAAAGGUGCUGGCCUUGCUGCUGCCGGGGGAGGAGGAGGACGAGGGGGAGCUGCUGCUGGAGGUGUACGCGGGCGUGGGCGGCCAGGAGGCAAUGCUCUUCACGGCGGAGGUGUUCGAAAUGUACGAGAACUACGCGCUGCAUCAGAACUGGUGCUUCGAAAGGCUGCAGUACCAAUGGAGCGAGAUGGGGGGCCUGCGACACGCGACGGCGUGCAUCACGGGCGAGGGCGCGUACCGCCUGCUGUGCUUCGAGGGCGGAGUCCACCGCGUGCAGCGAAUCCCGCGCACCGAGUCGAAGGGGCGCGUGCACACCAGCACCAUCACCGUCGCCGUGCUGCGCCAGCCCUCCGAGAUUGAGCUGAACAUCAGCCCGAAGGAGCUCCGCAUUGAGACGAAGCGGGCGAGCGGGGCAGGGGGCCAGAGUGUCAACACCACGGACAGCUCCGUGCGCAUCACUCACCUCCCCACAGGCGUGGUGUCCGAGUGCCAGAAGGAACGCUCGCAGAUCCAGAACCUCAAGCAGGCGAUGACGAUCCUCCGAGCCAAGCUCUACGACUUGCAGCUUGAAGAGCGGCUGAGCAAGCAGCAGACGGCGCGCAAACUUCAGGUUGGAUCCCGAGGCCGCUCGGAGAAGAUCCGGACGUACAACUUCAUGCAGGACCGCAUCACGGACCACCGCAUUGGCCGCACUGUGCAUGGCGUUGCCGCCUUCCUGGAGGGCGGGGAGGCCCUGCACCACAUGGUGGCCGCCCUGCAGGAGGUCGCACGUUCAGAGGCGCUCGCCGAGCUGCUCGGCUCGUACGACGAAGGGGCCACUUGACCCACGACCAAGCUUCUCAUCGGUUGCCGGACAAGCCAGUGCCCAGGAUAGAUGCUGCGUUAUCGUGAACUCACCCAACCCAGUCUCCUCUUGAGACCUCUACCUGAACCCGAAGUGUAUGGUGUUUCAGGGAUGUGCUCCUGUCAGCAGCACACCCAACUUAACCCUAAACAGUCCACCUGGGACCACCUCUCCGAACGAACCGGUAGCGUCUCAGCGAUGCGUUGACUCAAGCGAAUCGGUAACGUGUGUGCGUGCAAGUAUGUUUACCGGUAAGCCAGUGGAGUUGUACUUGUCAAGUUCACACCUGACCUCUACCCAGCCUUCACCAUUUGCCGACUCCCUUUGGCCCUGGACACCGAUUGUGACCGAACGCCUAUUCUUGAGCAUCUCUGGAUAUCACCAGGACAUCUCCAGCACGAUCCUAAUUCUGGCCCAUCACUGGCCGAGCACACAGUGCCUCAACGACUCGUCAAUUUAAGGAAAUCGGUAUCGUGUGCGCCGUGGUUGAAGUCGGCAAAGUUAUUUUCGAAGCGUUGCCUGCCUCCUGGGUGUUUUUACAUGACCAUGUUUUCUCUUCCCUUGCGAGUUCCAUAGUGGCUUUUGGCAAAAGCCAUUGGCACGUGUCCGAGUGUAAAAGACAAGGCUGGGCUGCCGGCAACGGUGGCUGCUUCGACAACUUUUAUUUUCUUUUGUAAAAAUUUGCAAAAAAAAAGGUUAAAACAAUAAAAUACAGAGACGGAUCUGCUGUCGAGUAGUGCCUUCCGACAGCGUCAAACUGUGUCGAAGCGUGGAGUUGGAACUUUUGUAAAGCACGUUUUCAAUUACAAAAUGAACAAAGGGUGGAACUUUUUUGCCCUGCUAUUAAAAAACUCUGCUUGGGUGUUA